AUGGCGAUAGUCAAGUGGAAGUUUGGCCAAGCACCAUCUCAGACGACUCAGCCGGAACCACCCAAGCAGGCCCCAGUACAGAUCGUCACCGCAGAUGGCAAACAGUUCGGGCUCGAAAACUUCGGAAAUACCUGUUACGCCAAUUCGGUGCUGCAGGCCCUGUACUUUUGCUCUCCUCUCCGUGAUCUUGUCAUUCAGUCGCCCGACUCUGCCGCCGGCCAUGAGGAUCCGGCGUCAUUCCUCCCCUCUCCGACUGUCCUUGGCCAGCAGGUACGUCACAAGCCGGACCGCAAGCCCUCCGCUACACAUACCCCUUCCCGUCCUGCGGAUCCGACCGCCUCGCAGCUCACCGCAAGUAGCUCGGGCUCGACAUCGGCCACCCUCUUCUCCGCCCUGCGCGCGCUCUUCCUGCAUAUCGCGCAGAACCCGCAAGACAAGGGCACUGUCGCUCCUCGCGCCUUCAUCGAGAAGCUGCGCGAGCUCAAUGAGCUCUUCCGGAGUACGAUGCACCAGGACGCUCACGAGUUCCUCAACUACGUUCUCAACAAGAUCGUGGACGAACUGGAGGAAGAGCGUAAACGAAACGCAGACGGAAAGGUCUCCAACUCCGUGGCUACUCUGGCGACUACGCGAGCGCCAUCGACAUCGUAUUCAUUACCCUCGGCGUCCACGCUGGUACAUCGAUUAUUCGAGGGAACGCUCACUUCGGAGACCCGCUGUCUUACGUGCGAGACCGUAUCUUCCCGAGACGAAUCAUUCCUGGAUCUCAGCGUUGAUAUCGAGCAGAAUUCCAGUAUCACCGCUUGCCUGCGUCAGUUCAGCGCAAGUGAGAUGCUGUGUCAGCGGAACAAAUUCUUCUGUGACUCGUGCUGCGAUCUUCAGGAGGCGGAGAAAAGGAUGAAGAUCAAGAGACUGCCUAACGUCCUUGCGUUGCACCUAAAACGGUUCAAGUACCAGGAGGAUGUUGGGCGGUACAUUAAGCUCGCCUACCGCGUCGCCUUCCCUCUCGAACUCCGGCUCUUCAAUACUGUUGAUGAUGCUCAGGAUCCUGAUCGAUUGUACAAGUUGUUCGCGAUUGUCGUACAUAUCGGAAACGGACCUCAUCAUGGGCAUUAUAUCACUAUCGUGAAGGCGGCGAAUCCUAACGCUCCGGGACAGUGGCUGGUGUUUGAUGAUGAUAACGUCGACACAAUCAAGGAGAGCGACAUUCCCAAAUACUACGGCGAUUCCAACUCAGGAUCGGCAUACGUACUCUUCUAUCAG
Messenger RNA from Punctularia strigosozonata HHB-11173 SS5, 1263 nucleotides. RefSeq names its product cysteine proteinase. Gene Ontology annotation, cellular component: cytosol; nucleus. Gene Ontology annotation, molecular function: cysteine-type endopeptidase activity; cysteine-type deubiquitinase activity. The annotation marks the transcript as partial. The transcript is spliced from 6 exons. Gene Ontology annotation, biological process: protein deubiquitination. The record is from RefSeq and is a predicted model, not a curated record. Lineage: Eukaryota; Fungi; Basidiomycota; Agaricomycetes; Corticiales; Punctulariaceae.